Messenger RNA from Protopolystoma xenopodis, 300 nucleotides. NCBI's taxonomy places the organism in Eukaryota, Metazoa, Platyhelminthes, Monogenea, Polystomatidea, Polystomatidae. The record is from the annotation of a GenBank genome assembly.
GUUAAAGUGGACCGAUUAAACGCUAAUCUGGAGAAACUGAGGGAAGCCAAGCGCCGUGGUCUAAAGAUUCGAGUUAAGCUACCAACUCCCUGUGCGUCCUCUUGUAAUUUAGUAAACACAGCAUCAAGUAAUAUUGCCAGUUGCAAGCCUCAGUCUACUGAGAGCUCUUGUGCUUCAUCAUUUCCCAGGUCAUUUGAAGAGGAGCGUCUUGUUUCUGAUGAUGAUCUCAAUCUUCUGUCUGCAAAAAUACUUAGAGCUGAAAUGCUAAAUAAUGAGGUAAAUUUAUCUAGUCUUGACUGA